AUGAAGAAUGGGUUUGCGACAGUCACAGUGGUUGUUGUGAUGGUGUCACUGGUUUGCACGUGUGGGGGAAGCACGAGCGGGAACCUACACCCUUUGAUUCUAAUACCUGGUAAUGGAGGGAACCAGCUAGAAGGCAAGUUGAGCAGGGAGUACAAGCCCUCCAGUUUCAUCUGCGAAUCGUGGUACCCUCUUGUCAAGAAAAAUAAAGGCUGGUUCAGACUUUGGUUUGAUUCCAGUGUCAUUCUUGCUCCUUUCACUCACUGCUUUGCCGAACGCAUGACCCUUCACUACCACCCACAACUCGAUGAUUACUUCAACACCCCUGGAGUUCUCACUCGGGUCCCUCAAUUUGGUUCCAUCAAUUCCCUUCUUUAUCUCAACCCUCAUCUCAAGCAUAUUACCGAAUACAUGGCACCCCUUGUGGAUUCAUUACAAAAGCUUGGUUAUGUUGAUGGCGAGACUCUAUUUGGAGCCCCCUAUGACUUUCGAUAUGGUCUAGCCGCUGAAGGUCACCCCUCACAAGUGGGUUCCAAGUUCCUAAAAGACCUAAAGAACUUGAUAGAAGAAGCAUGCGCUUCCAACGAUGGGAAGCCAGUGAUACUUCUCUCCCACAGUUUAGGAGGCCUAUUUGUCCUACAACUCCUGAUUCGAAACCCCCCCUCUUGGCGUGAAAAAUUCAUCAAACACUUUAUUGCUCUUUCAGCUCCAUGGGGUGGUGCUAUUGACGAAAUGCUCACCUUUGCAUCUGGCAACACUCUAGGAGUGCCCUUAGUGGACCCUUUGUUAGUGAGGGGUGAACAGAGAAGCUCCGAGAGUAACCUUUGGCUUUUGCCUAACCCCAAAAUAUUUGGUCCUCAAAAACCAAUUGUGGUCACUCCAAAUAAGACCUAUUCCGCACAUGACAUGCUUGAUUUUCUCAAUGACAUUGGCUUUCCCGAAGGGGUUUACCCUUAUAAAACACGCAUUGUACCCUUGAUAGGGAACAUUCAAGCGCCACACGUGCCUAUAACUUGUAUUAUGGGAUCAGGAAUGAGAACCUUGGAAACUUUGUUUUAUGAGAAAGGUGAUUUUGACGAACGGCCAGAAAUCUCAUAUGGGGAUGGUGAUGGAACAGUGAACUUGGAGAGCUUGUUGGCGCUUGAAUCACUAUGGAAAGAGGAGAAAAGUCAGUACCUUAAAGUGGUUAAGAUAGAUGGUGUAUCCCAUAGUUCAAUACUCAAAGAUGAAGUUGCUCUUAAUGAAAUUGUUGGGGAGAUUAGUACAAUUAAUUCUCAUGUUUUCGGGGUAAAUAAUGUUUGA
Sphenostylis stenocarpa is the source of this 1299-nucleotide messenger RNA. The record is from the annotation of a GenBank genome assembly. Lineage: Eukaryota; Viridiplantae; Streptophyta; Magnoliopsida; Fabales; Fabaceae.